AGCUUGCUGCCACGCCUGUUCUCUCUAAAUAAAAAGUUCGCCACAACCAAAACUUCCUCAUUUUAGUGUGGAAGAAUGGACAACCCGAAAGUAUUCUUCGACGUGGCGGCGGACGGAAAGCCUUUGGGGAGAAUUGUGAUGCAGCUCCGCAAGGACGUGGUGCCGAAGACAGCUGAAAACUUCCGGGCACUGUGCACUCAUGAAAAAGGCUUUGGCUACAAAGGGUCCAGAUUUCACCGGGUCAUCCCCGACUUUAUGUGCCAGGGGGGUGACUUCACCAACCACAAUGGAACCGGAGGAAAAUCCAUCUACGGCAAUAAGUUUCCGGACGAGAACUUUGUUUUAAAGCACACCGGCCCUGGCAUCCUCUCAAUGGCCAACGCAGGGCCCCACACCAAUGGAUCGCAGUUUUUCCUCUGCACUGUAAAAACGUCCUGGUUGGACGGAAAGCAUGUGGUCUUCGGUUCUGUGGUGGAAGGCAUGGAUGUGGUCAGGGAAAUUGAGAGCUAUGGCACCAAAAGCUCUGGAAAAACUAAAGCGAAAAUUGAGAUCGUCGAUUGCGGUGAGCUCUGAGCUCAGUACCGAAAGGAGCAUCUUUUUUGCCCUGGCAAGUCCAGUUUUUUUUUUCUCCAGUGAUCACGAUGCAUUCCAAGUGCUACUUUCCGGCCUGUUGUAGCGCAAAAAUGUUUGUCGCAUGACCAAAUAAAAGUUUUAUAAGAGAUUGA
Messenger RNA from Boleophthalmus pectinirostris (great blue-spotted mudskipper), 725 nucleotides. RefSeq names its product peptidyl-prolyl cis-trans isomerase-like. Gene Ontology annotation, biological process: protein peptidyl-prolyl isomerization; protein folding. The transcript has a single exon. The coding region runs from base 76 to 573 and encodes 165 amino acids. Gene Ontology annotation, molecular function: peptidyl-prolyl cis-trans isomerase activity. The record is from RefSeq and is a predicted model, not a curated record. Lineage: Eukaryota; Metazoa; Chordata; Actinopteri; Gobiiformes; Gobiidae.